Oncorhynchus mykiss (rainbow trout) is the source of this 4207-nucleotide messenger RNA. RefSeq lists its product as uncharacterized. Gene Ontology annotation, molecular function: RNA polymerase II cis-regulatory region sequence-specific DNA binding; DNA-binding transcription repressor activity, RNA polymerase II-specific. Gene Ontology annotation, cellular component: nucleoplasm. Gene Ontology annotation, biological process: regulation of transcription by RNA polymerase II. The record is from RefSeq and is a predicted model, not a curated record. NCBI's taxonomy places the organism in Eukaryota, Metazoa, Chordata, Actinopteri, Salmoniformes, Salmonidae.
ACAAAGAAGAAGAAGAAGAAGCAGAAUGCGACGUCAUCGAACUGCUGCCAGUAGAAUUGUGGUCAAAAUGUAAACAUCAGAAGGAAAAUCACAGACUAUAUGAUCAGAGUUAUUAAAAGCAGCCAGGUUCUUUAAAGUCCUGCCAUUGACUGCAUUGUCGUUGUUGCUACAUGAGCAGGACAAGAUGAAUCCACUCAGUUCAGAGAAGGAAACGUUGAUUGAUGAAAUUGAACAGAGUUUAUUCAUUUUAACUGUGGACAAUUUACGUUACCUGUGUGAACGUCAUGGCAAAGAUGGAUCUGAAAUUAAAGGGAUGAAUCAUCGCUUAUUAAGGCGUAGAAUCAUGGAGGAAAUGUGGGACAAUACGGAUUCAAUUAAAUCAGAGGAGCAGGGAAUGUCUUGGUUAGUCCAACUGAAAGAGGACAUCGGAAGGAUGCUGGAGGAUGCUAGUGGGGCACAUUUCAGUCCCAGCAAGUCCGAUGAUGAUGAUGCUAUCGACUAUGACGAAGAAUGCGACAAGGAGGACAGCGAUUGGUUGCCUAGCAAUGGACUGAAGGCGGAACACUUGAGUUCCAGCCAAUCCGAUGAUGACGCUGCAGACUGCGACAAAGACUGGGACGUGGAGGACAAGGAUUGGUUGGCUAGCGAUGGGCUGGAGGCAGAGUCAGAUCCAGAGAGGCACACUCCAGAGCAGAGAGUAAGAGAGGAUUUCCAGGACAAGCCUCCACCACCCCCCUCCCCUCGCCCAGAGUCUCCAGGUCAUGCCUUUCCCAGUAGUAUCUUACUGCAGAGUCAGAAGAGGGUGUCCGUGCGGCUGGUCGACUGCAGGAAGACACCAGGGCAGAGUAGCCAUAUAAUACACAAGACAACACAGACAGGAGAGAAACCCCAAAGCUGGUCUAAUCCUGAACAACACAAAACCCUCUCAGGAGACAGGCCUGGCUCCCAUAUCUGUGAUCACUGUGGGAAGAAUUUUACCACAGCAAGAAGUCUACAACUACACCUACAAAACCUGAAGAGAUUCAGUGAUACCGUCACUGCAGAGAAACCACACGUGUGCUCUGAAUGCGGAAAGGGAUUCUCUCAGGCCUACAGUCUUAAGAUACAUUGGAGAACUCACACUGGGGAGAAACCGUACGUUUGUUAUCAGUGUGGGAAGGGUUUCACUGAAUCUGGAACCUUAAAGAGACACAUCAGAACUCACACGGGAGAGAAACCUUUCCACUGCCCUCGUUGUGGGAAGGACUUUAUUGAAUCUGGAGGCUUGAAGAAACACACCAAAAGAGCUCACCCAGGAGAGGAGGUCGUUGUCCCUCAGAAGAGCGUCCAUCCAGGAGAGAAACCUUACCAUUUCUCCUCUGACGACUGUGGGAUGAGCUUUGCUACCUCACGCGAACAGAGACUACAACAGAGAAAACACACAAGAGAGAAGCUUCGCAGCACACCUAAUGCUAAACAACGUAAGGAACCCCUCUCAGGAGAUGGCUCCCAUAUCUGUGAUCACUGUGGGAAGAAUUUUACCACAGCAAGAAGUCUAAAACUACACCUACAGUACCUGAAGAGAUACAGAGAUAACUUGACUGGAGAGAAACCACACGUGUGCUCUACAUGCGGAAAGGGAUUCAGUGAGGCUGGCAGUCUUAAGAGACACCUGAGAACUCACACUGGGGAGAAACCGUACGUCUGCCAUCAUUGUGGGAAGGACUACAAUGAUUCUGGAAACUUACAGAAACACAUCAGAACCCACACAGGUGAGAAACCUUACCACUGCUCGGAGUGUGGGAAGAAUUUCCGUGUAAAAAUAAGCCUGAAACAUCACCAGGAAAUUGUUCACACAGAACACCCUCACCGCUGUGGUCAAUGUAAGAAGAGCUUCAUAACUGCAGAAAGACUGGAAUCACACAUUAAGACACGACACCCGCCUAGUGAUCCUCUGAAGAACCCACAUGUGUGCUCUGAAUGUGGAAGGGGAUUCAGAUAUGCCGACAAUCUUAAAAUACACCUGAGAAUCCAUACCGGGGAGAAACCGUACGUCUGCCCUCGUUGCGGUAAGGAUUUUACCCAAUCAGGACUCUUACAGAGACACAUGAGAACUCACACGGGAGAGAAACCCUAUCACUGCUCAGUGUGCGGGAUGAAGUUUCGUCAUACAAUCUCGCUAAAGCAGCACCACCUGAAGAACCACAAGGGGGAGACACUGGGUCCAGUCCGUAUGCACCAAGGCCCUCUUCCAUGCCCCCACUGUGGGGAGAAGUUCUCUACCAAGGCUCUUCUGAAGGAUCACCUGCAGAAGACCCACAACAGCCGUGUCCACUGCCCACAGUGCGACAAGACCUUCUCCACUAAACGUAAUUUACUAGUCCACCAGAGGAAGCACACUGGAGAGAGGCCUUACCUUUGCCCUCAGUGUGGGAAGAGUUUCUCUCUGACAGGAAGUUUAAAACUUCAUCUCCGGAUUCAUGCGGGUGAGAAACCUUACUGCUGUACUUACUGUGACAAGAGCUUCACAAGUAAGAGCCACUGCACUCUUCACCUGCGAAUCCACACUGGAGAGAAACCGUACCAAUGCCCUGACUGCGGGAGGAGGUUUCGUGAUGGGAAUGUCCUGAAAAACCACAGGCGGACCCACACAGGAGAGAAACCGUUCCAGUGCCGCUUGUGUGAUAAAGCCUUCGCUCAGUUGAGCAGUCUGAAGAAACAUCAGGAGACACACAGGCAAACUCCGCCUGUCUCUGUCCCAAGACUCCCUAAUCCCUACCUACCACCCAAUCAGCAUGUCCCUUAUCCCGACCCACCACCCAAUCAGCAUGUCCCUUAUCCCUACUCACAUCACACUCCAUUGUAGCCUGGUUUACACCAGAUGUGUUUACUACUUCAAGGAAACAAGAUGUGAAGCAUGUGUUUUUUUUAAAGGGGGGUAUAUUUCAAAUCAAAUGUAUUUAUACAGCCCUUCGUACAUCAGCUGAUAUCUCAAAGUGCUGUACAGAAACUCAGCCUAAAACCCCAAACAGCAAGCAACGCAGGUGUAGAAGCAUGUUGUAAUUGUUUUUAAUGGAGACAGGUUAGAAGUAGAAACGGAGACAGAUGACAAGGGAAGACAGUGAAGAGUAGAUGCAGGGAUUGAACCCUGGACUCCAGUGGGGAGGCCUGAGGCAUGCAUAGAGGAUCCAGCUGUGCUACCACAAGACUACAGGCUAUGUGUACUAGAGCUGGGACAUUAAACCCAGAAUGAUCUACAGCGAACAUACCAAUCACUUUAUUGCAGGGCGUUUAGCUCUGUCAUUCAUUAGGAUAAAUACACUAGAACGUUUCAACUGAAACAGGUUUGUUAAAAUGGCUGAUUGUUCAUGGGACAAUUCAUGGCUAGAACCAUCCAACUAGUAGUAGUAUUUUUAAAAGGAUAAUUGAUUAAAACCGCGGAGCUCGUUGAUGAUAUAAACGCAUUGUUCCGUAUGUCGUUAUCCACAUCAGUUCAGGCAAUUUAUGACGAUAUGGAGAUUAGUGACCAUAUCGCCCGCAGCUCUACUGUGCAUCUCUGUAAAGUAUUGGAACAGAACCCUAGACUUAGAACCCCCGUCCAACCCCCCCCCCCUACCUACCUACCUACCUAUCACAUCCCGUUUGGCUCUCACCGUUCCACGUUGACAGAUCUCAACACCCCCACCCACCUAUCACAUCCCCUUGGCCCUCACCGUUCCGACAUGGAUCUAAACGCAGGGGAUUGUUACAAGCAUCGGGCUGAAGAGAGCUUCCACCAUUGGUCAAAUCCAUUCCAGAAUAGGAGAAUCUCAAUUUCCUCGCGUCGGCUUCUCAAAAACCCAUUGGAUGAGAAGGUCAGAGGUUCCCCAUCCGCUCUGACUUUCUUAUCCAAUGGGUUUUGAGAAGGAGGCGAGGAGAGAGGACGCGAGGAAUCAAAGGCAAUUGAAGAUUCUUCCAAAGUGUUCAAAUUUGUCACACUUGUGGAGAAUCGGGACACCCGCCCAUGAAGUAGAACUCGAUACAACUGACCUCCUGUCACUGGACCACUGGACAAAGUAUUGGAUCAGUUCCAGGUUCUGAUUCCAGGUUCUGAUUCCAGGUUCUGAAAGGCUCGUCUUCAAACAUUCUAAAUGACUCCAUAGAAUUCCAUAGCAGUGUUUCCUGUAUAUAUAUUACUGGGAAAGGUAUUGCACUUUGUCUGUUUCACACAUAAAUUAUUAUACUCUGA